Hydra vulgaris (swiftwater hydra) is the source of this 3276-nucleotide messenger RNA. Lineage: Eukaryota; Metazoa; Cnidaria; Hydrozoa; Anthoathecata; Hydridae. The record is from RefSeq and is a predicted model, not a curated record.
GUUUCAAAAAACUUAUGAUGAUGAUGAUGAUGAUGAUGAUGAUGAUGAUGAUGAUGAUGAUGAUGAUGAUGAUGAUCAUGAUGAUGAUCAUGAUGAUCAUGAUGAUCAUGAUGAUGAUGAUGAUGAUGAUGAUCAUGAUGAUCAUGAUGAUCAUGAUGAUGAUCCUCUCCAGCCCCUCUAUUGCUAAGCAAGAUCCUAAACUUCUAAAUAGUUUCUUAAUAAGUAAGAGACGUUGGUUAUUAAUAAAAAAAAGAUAUAUUGAGAUCUCUGUUAAGAGCAUUCCUAAAAAAAUUAAAGUCGCCUCUUUUAUUAUCAAAUUUUAUGCAUUUUCGUAAAUAUAAGCUUACCUUAAAGAGUAAAAACAACAACUACGUGUUCAGCAUGUGUUCAGGUGAAGUUUUUAUUUCUUUUACUUUUCUUUAUUCGAUAAGAUACAGCCCCAUUGCUUACACAUCUUAACAAGAUGUUCUGUCAAUCAAUCGUAUGUCAUACUUUCCACCAAAAUAACUUUCCAUCAAAGUAUAGAAUAUUGAAUAAUUGAAUUAUUUAUAUGCAAGAACACAUAAAAAAUGCAUAACUUUGUUUUUUUUAAUCAAAGAAUUAUUCUACUAAUAAAUUCUUAACAAACUUUAAUCAAAUUAAUCCAUUAAAACUGUAUAUUUACUCUAUUGUCUGCAGCAGCCAAGGGCGGUGUUAAAGGGUAAAAAGUAAGUGCUGAGAUUAAGGGUUAAGCUCUUCAAUGCAAUCAAAGAAUCUGCAAUGAAAUAUGUUGAUGUUGUUUGGUCGAAUUAAAGAACAUAAGCUUUGAUCCUUAAUUAGAAUCUCAAUUAAUAUUGUUUCACCAUUUUCAAUGACUUCAAAAAGGCCAUAAACAUCUGAAUUUCUUUCAUGUCAUUCCGGUAGAUUUCGAGGUGAUAUUUAAUAAUAAACUGAUUAAAAAGCAAAAAUUUUGAUAAGAGGUGAUUUUCUGGGUGCGAAAUUUACAUGCUUCUUGCGUCGUGCUCUUUUUGUAAUUUUUAGUGCAAUUAGAAUAUAUUUUUUCUUUGCUUAGGUUUCCCCUAAUAGCCAGCUCCCAUUAGAAAUCCAGUACCAGUCAUUAAGCUGGGAGUGCAAGCAUUCUGGAGCAAUUAAAUCUCGAGGAAAAGGUAGAGGAAAAGCGUCAGGUAGUCAUAAUAAAAAUAUUUUUCUUAAACUCAUCUUUGUCUUAUCAUAGUCUAACUCAUAUUUAAAUUUAAUCACAUGUGGUAUUUAAUGACAUAAUAUGUAAUAAAAUAACUUUAGGCCUUGUAAUGAACAUCAGUAAAACUGUUGUUCAGUAUAAUCCUAAAUCAUUUACCUUCUCUGUAGAUGUAUAUGUAGGUAAUUUACCAGCAUUUAAAUUAAAUGCAUUCAAAUAUAGCAUUUAAAUAAUAAUAAUAGAAUUUAAAUAGCUAUCGGUUAGCUUUUAUAUAACAAUUUUACAUAACUUAGUGUAUGAAUCCGACCUGCUUUUUUUUUAGACUCACACUUUUGCUAAUGGAUGUUCUAUGCAAAUAACCAUAGUAUUCAAUGGUGUUAUGGGUAACUUUGUUGUGUCAACAUGUAAACUAAACCAUAAUCAUGAUGUUUCCCCAGACUUGAUUAGGAUAUAUCCAGAACAUCGGCGCCCAUCAGGAAAGCUGGCUGAAGAUGUUGAUAACAUGUUGUCAGUAAAUGGAAAUCCAAGUCUUGUUUCACAAGUGUUACACAAGGAAGGUUUAGCUGUGCGUGUUAAAGAUAUGCACAAUCGAAAGCAAGUCCUUAUAAAAUCAGGUUCAACGUUAACUGCAAGACUGCGUUCUACACUUGCAUAACCAAAUGUUCACUUUCGCCUUUUAGAAACAGAAGAUCAUCAAUUUCAAGGUUUGUUUUUCUAAACAGAUAUACAAAGAACAUUGUUCUACAAGUAUGGAGAAAUGAUUCAGAUGGAUGCAACUUAUAAGACAAAUAAUUAUCGUUACCCUCUGUUUACUUUGUUGGUGGAAGACUGUAAUGGCGUUGGGCAGCCGAUUGCAUUUGCCAUAAUGACCAGUGAAGAUCAAAAUCACAUAGAAAAGUUUCUUGAAUAUUUUGCAGAAUGCAAUGACAUAUCAAAAACAUAAUGUGUUGUUGUAGAUAAAGAUGUUGCAGAAAUUAAUGCCAUAAAUAAAUGUUGGAACAAUGUUAAAGUUCUUAUAUGCUAUUUCCAUGUUCUACGUGCCAUAGAUAGGCAUUUAAAUCUAUUACGCCUUGAUCAGACACAAAAUGAGUUGUGCUGUCAAUAUACACAAAAGAUGCUGAAUGCCAAUACUGAAUUGGAGUUUAAUUCAGCUGUUGAAAAUUUAAAAGAAGUACCAUGUUUUUACCAAUAUAUUGCGGAAAAUUGGAUUCCAUAUAAAGAGUCUAUAACAGCUUUUGGUCGCAAAUGUGUACGUCACCUUAGCAAUCGUACAAAUAAUCUAAUUGAGAGCUUCCAUGGUACUUUAAAGAAAUUAAUUCCUUCUUCGAGAGUUGAUAUGGAUGUAUUAGUCAACAAUUUACUGGGUAUGUCAUCUCUCAGAUCCAUGGAAUCUGUUCAUCGAGAUUUUGAAAAUACAUUUAAAAAUGUAACAGGCAACAAAUCUUCUCCUUUGGUAAAAAAAUAUUUUAAAAUAUGUACCCGGUACUCUUCUAAUUUAUUGCAAAAUGAGGUAGAGAUGGCUUGUUGUAAUGGGUAUACUAUUAACAAAAAUCAUAGCACAUCAGAGUUUGUGGUAACCAGCCCUUCUACACUUAAUGCAUAUUUAAUAGAUCUUAAUUUUAACUGUUCGUGCAAUUUUCAAAAAGAAAUGGGACUACCUUGUCGUCAUUUGUUUGCAGUAUGGAUUGCUUGUGAAAUAGACUUGUUUAGACCGGAAACAAUUGCUUCAAGAGAUGUAAAAUGUUAUUCUCAAGGAGCUUGCAGAAAUAAAAGUUCUUUUAAAAGAAGUUAUAGAAAUUAAGUUUCAGGCUACUGGGGUGAAGUUGCUAGAAUCAGUGGACGAAGUGGUUACACUGGAUAAUAAACUAAAAGAUAAAACCGAAAAUAUGAUUAAAAGGGACCAAAAGCAAUUCAUUUUGACCGUUAUUUGUUAUGGAUUUACUUUUAACAUGACAAUUUGAUAAACUCAGGAGCCUCACUGUAGGUGUUUAAGUUAGUUUGUGUGCUAAAGUAAGUGUAAUGCUAAACCUUGUUUAGCAUUUUAUUUUCAAAUUUAAUGCUCAUACCUUUCAUAAUUUUAAGCAUUCAUAUAUUAAAAU